UGAUCGUAACACGUCGCAAUCCAUACAAUCUCUAUCUGCCCAAUCCAAUCUAGAUCUAGAUUGCACUAUUGGCAGAGCGCUUGCACGCGAUAUUUUUAAUAAGCUGAGAAUAUAAAACGUGUGGUAAGCACGGUCUUUGCUUCAGUUCAAAUACGGACCGUUUGAUCGACGUAGCAUCAGCGUCUCGUUAACGAAGAAUAUAUUCUUGCUAGUCUGAUUCUUGGUCAAAUAUGUCGCAAAAAUCGGAAAACAAUGCAUUUGCUUCACAGGCAUAUGAGAUUUUGCAGAAUGAUCAAGUUGGCAGGUACAUGAUCGCGAGUAGAGAACUACAAGCUGGUGAAGAGAUUGUCACAGAAAUGCCUUUUAUUGUCGGGCCAAAAGCAUGCACUUAUCCCUUAUGUCUCUCCUGUUAUACACCUUGGCCUCCUGGGUCAGAUGACAAACCACUUUGCUCUAGAUGUGGAUGGCUUGUCUGUGGCAAAGACUGUGAGAAUGCUCCACAACAUAAAGAUUAUGAGUGUCAGGUGUUUGCACAGGUGAACGAAAAGUUUAACGUAAACUCUGUGCUGGAUGGAAACUACGAAAACGGCGUUUCACAAUUAGAAUGCAUAACACCAUUGCGAUUAUUGUUAGAAUCGGAGAAAAAUGUUGAAAGGUGGAACAAGGAAGUGAAAGACAUGGAGGCUCAUAAUGAAAUAAGGUGUCAGAAAACGCAAUGGAAAUCAGAUCACGUCAAUAUUGUGGAUUAUCUGAGAAAACGACUCAAACUCGACAGAUUCUCGGAAGAGUACAUACAAACAGCAUGCGGGAUCUUGGAGAUUAAUACAUUCGAAGUCCGGACAGCAAAAGGGUUCAGCGCACGUGGUCUUUAUCCAACGGUAGCUUUGAUGAACCACUCGUGCGUUUCAAAUACGUCUCAUAGCAUAUCGCCAAUUGAUUACAGAAUACGGUUGCGUACCACGCUUAAAAUUCCUGCGGGCGGUGAACUUUACGCGAGUUACACGCACUCGUUACUUCCGACAAUGUUACGGAGAGAACAUCUACUUGAGGGCAAGCAUUUUGCAUGUGCGUGUCCGCGGUGUUCGGAUCCUACCGAAUUGGGCACUCACAUGUCCUCGCUCAAAUGCAACAAAUGUGACAACGGAAUUGUCUUGCCUUUGGAUUCUUUAGAUUCAGAAAGUAUUUGGAGAUGUACGCACUGUGAUUUUUCUACCAAUGGUCAAGCAGUACGGAAAGUUUUUCGAGUUAUUCAAGCAGAAGUAGACGCCGCUGAAGCUAUUAGUGGUGCUGACGGAGCUGAUGCAAUUUAUGCAAGAGAAGCCGUCAUCAAAAAAUACAGAUCAGUUUUACAUCCCCAUCAUGCCUUUCUUUCAAUGUUAAGACAUUCAUUAACUCAAAUGUAUGGCCGGAUCGAUGAAUAUUUAUUAGACGAUUUGCCAGAUGUCGUAUUGGAGCAUAAAGUCGACAUGUGUCGUUUAUUGCUUCAAAUAUUGGACAUUGUGGAACCUGGAUAUAGUCGCAUAAGAGGUAUGACAUUAUACGAAUUACACGCACCAUUACUAUUUUUGGCAAAAGGCCAAUGGAAUGCCGGUGUCAUUGACGAGGCCAGAUUGAAGUCCAAAAUGAUAGAAGCUGCGAAUAUCCUAAAAGAAGCUGCUACGAUAUUAAGCUUAGAAUCAUCAGAUACAGCCGAGGGACAAAUAGGACUCAUCGCAAAAGAAUCUAUAGUCCAACUGGAACAAUCUAUAAAUGAUUUAUAAGUAUAAUGUUAUAUGUUGUAAGAUCUCGUUAUUUAUAAACUUAUUAUAGUAAUAAACACCAUAUUUUUCGACAUUUCUCAA
This is a messenger RNA of Pogonomyrmex barbatus (red harvester ant), 1841 nucleotides long. Its product is annotated as SET domain-containing protein SmydA-8. NCBI's taxonomy places the organism in Eukaryota, Metazoa, Arthropoda, Insecta, Hymenoptera, Formicidae. The record is from RefSeq and is a predicted model, not a curated record. Gene Ontology annotation, molecular function: protein binding.